Heterobasidion irregulare TC 32-1 is the source of this 387-nucleotide messenger RNA. RefSeq lists its product as uncharacterized. Gene Ontology annotation, biological process: maturation of SSU-rRNA; ribosome biogenesis; mRNA splicing, via spliceosome. Gene Ontology annotation, molecular function: RNA binding. Gene Ontology annotation, cellular component: nucleolus; small-subunit processome; U4/U6 x U5 tri-snRNP complex. The transcript has 4 exons. The coding region runs from base 1 to 387 and encodes 128 amino acids. The record is from RefSeq and is a predicted model, not a curated record. NCBI's taxonomy places the organism in Eukaryota, Fungi, Basidiomycota, Agaricomycetes, Russulales, Bondarzewiaceae.
AUGUCGGAUCCUCAGACUCGCGGAAAAGCUUGGCCUCUUGCCCCGGCUGACUUGAACAACCAGAUCCUCGAUCUUGUUCAGCAAGCUGCCACUUAUAAACAGCUUAAAAAGGGGGCCAAUGAAGCGACGAAAACCUUGAAUCGCGGUAUCGCUGAAUUUAUCAUCCUGACGGCAGACACGGAGCCGUUGGAGAUUCUUCUUCAUCUUCCCCUUCUGUGUGAAGAGAAGAAUGUGCCUUACAUCUUCAUCGAGUCGAAGGCAGCUCUCGGAAGGGCUUGCGGUGUUACGAGACCCGUCAUUGCUGCCAGUGUCACGACAAAUGAGCAGCGAGAGCUGCAGAGUCAGAUCCAGAUCGUGAAGAAAGCUAUCGACAAGCUCAUGGUUUGA